Messenger RNA from Physella acuta, 708 nucleotides. RefSeq lists its product as uncharacterized. The record is from RefSeq and is a predicted model, not a curated record. Lineage: Eukaryota; Metazoa; Mollusca; Gastropoda; Physidae.
CAGUCAUGACUUGCAUGAUGACUUCUCACACUGUAUGUUGUAUAAACUGUUCUCGAAAGUUCCAUUAUUUCUAUACCUCACUAUCUGACCUACAGCUUCCGUGUUAUUUAGUAGACGUUUGAUACUGUCACUUUAAUGUGUAAUACCUACAAUGAGAGCCGUACUUCUUUCUAUAAACAUCCUUGUAGCACUGUCGGCUCUCCACGCUCAGGUCACUGACGUAACAGAACCGACAGACCGCGAAUUUCAAGAGGCUGUCAGUCAAGAAAUUCUGGCGAAUAUUGCUGAUGCUGCUGAUACCGUCUGCAAGGCAUUUAACCCCAGCCCAGAAGUCAUUACUCGGUCCAUCAAAAGAAGAAGUUGGUGGAGCAAGUUGUUUGAGAAAGGUCAAGGACGCUGCCAAAGACAUCUGGGACAACAACGCAUAUUAGGCAAACGACCUUCAGUAACAUUUGCUUUGCCGUAUGUUUCCAAAACUUGGACUGAUUGGUAUCGCACUGGAAGAGAAGCCGGUGAUAGUGGCGUGCCCAAAUGUAACAAGGAGUUGGCGCAGAAGCUGACCAGCAUCCAAGAUGCUCUUGUCGUGCUGGGUACCAUGACGGAUCUAGUGACGUCAGCACAGGGAUGCUCGAAGAAACCGGAAGUUUGAGAUUUCUGAAAUCCAUUUAGCACUAUUUAAGUUGGAAGGUUUUGUUUUACAUUAAAAGC